AUGGUCGUUGAUUCAUGGCUGGGGAACUUCAUACGGCACUCGAGGAAAGCCGUGCCGCCGGAGGCCGAUCGAGCGAUCAUCGGAGUUUUAGCGUUCGAGGUGUCGAAGCUGAUGUCAAAAGUAGUGAACCUAUGGCGGUUUCUCGGCGACGGCGAGACGCGGACGCUGCGAGACGACGUCGUCGGCACAAUCGGCGUUCGGAUGCUGGUCUCCGGCGACGGGGAUUACCUCAUGGAAUUGGCUCUUGACGAGAUCCUCGACAACUUCGCCGAGGUCUCCGUCUCCGUGGCGGAAUUGGGGAGGAAAUGCGCCGACCCGAGGUUCAGCCGGUUCGACAUGUUUGUGAGCGAUCCGAUUCGGAACCACCUGGAGUGGUUCGGGUGGGAGUACCGGCCGAAGAAGAUGGAGAGGAAGGUGAAGAAGAUGGAGAGGUUCGCCGGAGUGAUGGUGGUUCUAGCCCAGGAGCUCGACGUUCUGGCUGAGCUGGAGCGGUCUCGACGGAGAAUGCUCGGGAACCCGAAAACCGACCCGAUCAAGCUGCUGGAAUCGCAACAGAGGGUGCUCUGGCACCGAACGGAGAUCCGAAACUUUCGAGCAAUCUCCCCGUGGAUCCGAUCUUACGACUACGUCGUCCGACUGCUCGUCAGAUCUCUCCUCACGAUUCUCGAGAGGAUCAAAACCGUCUGCCAGAUUAACAGGAUCGCCUUCCGCCGGAAAUCAAGGAAUCCGGCCGGCGGUCCUGCUUUGACUCGGAGCCAGUCAAUGUCGUCGAUCAUGAAGCAUUACUACGCAGUACAUCCUUCGCCGGGUGUCGGCAGCCCGACCCGGAAAAAGUUCAGGUACAGACACGAACAGGGGAAAAUCGGCCAUUUGGAACCCUCGCCGCCGCCAUCCCCUCCACGUGGCUGCCACCAUCGCCGGUCGAGAACACGGUUGAGCGACGUUGGUGGGUUGAAUGGAUGUAUGCACAGCAAUCGAGACAGGAACCAAAUCGGAAGCUCCCUCCGCCACGUGUCCAAUUCUCCGGUGGUGGCAGGGGGAAAAGAAGAGGCAGAGCAGCAGGCGUCGUGUUCAUCCUCGACGGUUGUAGCUGAGGCGAUCUACUCCAAAUUAGCCUUUUUGGGAUCCAAGAGGCGACAACUGAUCAACCCGGCGCCAACCACUUUAGGUGACGCCGGGUUGUACUUACACUACGCGAACUUAAUCACCGUGAUCGAGAAAAUGGUGUCGGCGCCUCAUGAGAUCGAAUCCACAUCACGAGACGAGCUCUACGGAAUGCUUCCCGGGAGCCUGCGCAGCGUGCUGAGAAAGCGGUUGCGAGAUCACGCCACGUGUCGAGUGUCCUCUGUAGGGUAUGAUGCGACAGUUGCCGCAGCAUGGAGGCAGACGGUGGCGCGAGUGCUGGAGUGGUUGCUGCCGCUGGCGCACAACAUGCUGAGGUGGCAGGCAGUGAGGAACUUCGAGCGCGAGCAUCACGAGGAGGCAGAUUCGAAAACACAUGUCCUAUUGGUCCAGACGCUGUAUUUUGCUGACAGAGCGAAGACGGAGGCGGCGAUCGUCGAGCUGAUUGUCGGAUUGGAUUACUUGUAUAGAAUCAGCAAGAGACUCGAGGAGAUGCGUCUUGACCGGAGAUGA
Messenger RNA from Linum tenue, 1635 nucleotides. Lineage: Eukaryota; Viridiplantae; Streptophyta; Magnoliopsida; Malpighiales; Linaceae. The record is from the annotation of a GenBank genome assembly.